This is a messenger RNA of Solanum pennellii, 1087 nucleotides long. RefSeq lists its product as uncharacterized. The transcript has 8 exons. The record is from RefSeq and is a predicted model, not a curated record. Bases 260 to 736 code for a protein of 158 amino acids. Lineage: Eukaryota; Viridiplantae; Streptophyta; Magnoliopsida; Solanales; Solanaceae.
AUUUUCAAUUUACAAUAAAGUUGGACUUCACUUGCUACAGUACAAGCUUAAUCUACGAACCUUACGCUUUCGUUUUUUCUUUUUCAACAAAGGGAGGAGAAAGACGAAGAUCAAGCUAGGCAAUCUUGAAUGUAAAAAGAUAUGGUAUCUCUUGAUUUUGCCUUUGCUCAUUCAUUGUGGGCCAAUCUCAAAUCAUCUUAUAUUGUAGUUCUACGCACGAGCUGAAAGGUUCUCUUUUUUUGCUUCUCCCUCAAUUGACAUGGGAACGCGAGAGGUAUACGAAGAAAAAUUGAAGAGAGGGAAUCUCUAUCAUGAUCCUACAAUCAAACCUGGCCUCGGCUCUGCUAGAUGUCCUCGUUGUCUUUCUCUCUUGAACUCCAAUUCAAGAAGUGGAGAAUGGGUGAUUACUCCUGUUCUACAUGAUUUCACGGCUGUGGCUGGCUCUGGAAUUGGUGGACUGCUCAGUGCAAUUCAUGGUUUCAAUACAGGAAUUCCUUUCGUCCAGAGACACGUGAAGGGUCCAAAGUGGCUUCCAUUUGUUAUAGGGCUUCCUCCACUACUCAUGUUCUCUGCAGCUAGCGCGACAUUUGGAGGAUAUGCACUUCCAAGGUUUACUCAACUUACGAUGACUUCGUAUUACACUGCUUCAAGUGCCUCACAUUACGGAAUAUCAUUGCUUACCAGACGUAUUGAGGAGGCACAUACUUCUGGUGUUCAACCUAAAAGACUCAGCUGAUUGACUUGAGGUGCACAAAAUCAGAGCCAAACUUUACUUCAAAUUUUGCAAUGAAUCAUAUAUAGUUGGAGCAAUUGUCAAUUCAAAAGAGGCAUGUUCAUUGCUUUGGUGACUUCUCUUUUGGUAAAAUAUAUAGUUUUUACUUUGUAAUUAGAGGAAUGUUUGAACUUGGAAGAAAAUAUUCUUAAUUUCGCAUAGUGUGAGGGUAUAUUUGGACCUUUUCCGAACAAUAUAUUGUAUUCCAGGGACAGGUUUGCGUUAGUACUACGCAGAAGAUGCGUGAACUAAUCUUGCUUAUGGCGGGUGAAGAAAGGUAUCCAAUUGAAAUCAUUGCUCUUUUUUUUCUUUCUA